CAAAAUCACCUCUCUCUCUCUCGCGAAUCUUUUUUCGCUUUCAUACACAAAUUAAGCAAAAUACCAGCUACAACUCACACCGAUUAAUUGACGUACCAAAUCUUUCCUCUCUUCAAAACUCCGAGAUCCAACCGAAUCCGAACGAAUCCUUCCGCGAUCGCGAUAUGGAAGAUAAUUACGAUUACGAUCACGAUCGCGAUCAUCGACUUCUUCCUCCUCUUCGUCGGCUUCAGCGAAUCGGCGGUAAUGCGGAGGCGGCGGAGGGGCGGUUCCCGCCGUGGAGCGUGGAGGAGACGAAGGAGCUGCUUUGGAUCAGAGCGGAGCUGGACAGAAGUUUCUCCGAAAUUAAACACAAUCGGCUGCUUUGGAUUUCCGUCGCCGGAAGAAUGAAGGCCAGAGGCUUCAAUCGGAGCGACGAGCAGUGUAAGUGCAAGUGGAAAAAUCUCGUCACUCGUUAUAAGGGUUGUGAAACCAUGGAUCCCAAAGCUCCAAAGCAACAAUUUCCAUUCUACAACGACCUCCACGCCAUUUUCGCCGCAAGGAUGCAGAGAAACUGGUGGAUCGAAGCCGAAGAUCAAUCAAGAGGCUCCAAAAGGAAAGCCACCGAGCAAUUCUCCAGCGAAGAUCCAAAUGACGAUGGUGGCGAAGAAGGCAAAGACGACGAAGACAAAGCAUUCACCUCAACAAGAACGACGAAAAGGACGAUAAAGAAUGGCGAGAAAUGGAGGAGAGCGAAGGAUGAGGAGAGUAGUAAUUUGAAGGAAAUAUUGAAGAUUUUUGUGAAGAGAGAGAUGGAAAUGGAGAGGCAAUGGAGGGAAGCAUUUAGGGUUAGAGAUGAGGAGAGAAGGUUGAAGGAGAUGGAAUGGAGGAUGAAUAUGGAAGCCCUAGAGAGAGAGAGGAUGAUGAUGGAGAUGAUUUGGAGAGAGAAAGAGGACGAGAGAAGAGAGAGAGAGGAAGCUAGGGCUCAGAACAGAGAUGCAUUGAUCUCAGCUUUGUUCAACAGGCUCGUAAGAUAAUUUAAUCAGGUUAAAGGUAUCUCGUUCAACCUCUCAUAUCAACAUAUUAAUUUUAAAAUUAUAUUUAACUUCUCUUGAGGGAUUAAUUAACCAUAAAGAAGGUUAAUUUAAGAAUAGGUUGAGGGUGUGAAUUCGAAUUUCUAUUGGUUGAUGAUUAUAUGUCUUAAUUAGUUGAGCUAUCAAGUUUGCACAUGUC
Momordica charantia (bitter melon) is the source of this 1212-nucleotide messenger RNA. RefSeq names its product trihelix transcription factor GT-3a-like. The record is from RefSeq and is a predicted model, not a curated record. Lineage: Eukaryota; Viridiplantae; Streptophyta; Magnoliopsida; Cucurbitales; Cucurbitaceae.